GGACCUCACGGCGAGGUCAGAGCAUGUGCUCUACCCCAGCCCUUGCCCAGGAGACAUUGCUGGGGACGCAGGGCCUAGUCCUGCGUGGCUCCUUAGUGGCCACAGGAUGAAAGUCCACCCCUUCAAGGAGAAGCCGCAGGAAGAACCUGAGACUGAGCGGGAGGCAGAGCCCGAGCCUGAGCCUGAGCCUGAGCCUGAGCCUGAGCCUGUGUCUGAGCCUGAGCCUGAGCCAGAACCUGUGCUCCAGGGAGGGCAGCCAGAGGAGGCCACGCCAGAGGGAGGGCCUGGGCCCAAUGGGGAGGAGCCCAGCUCAGGCGAGGUGGCAGCCUCGGAACCCAGGGUUUGGGAUCAGGAGAUGGAGACCUCGGAAACCUCGGUCGCCUCGGUAACUCCAGGGCUUGGGGUUGCUCCACGCCGAAUGCGCACUGACUGCGUCGAGGCGCCGCUGUCCCACGCCUUUGAGCACCUGGGCGCUACUGUGGGCGAUCACCCCUGGGUCUUCCUGAUUCUACCUCUGCUGCUCACGGCCGCCCUGGGCACCGGAUUCCGGUAUGUGCAAUCGGAGGAGGAGGACCUGGAGAACUACACACCAGUCGGGAGCCCAGCCAAGCACGAGCGGCACUUUGUGCAACAACAUUUCUCCGCCAAUGACACCCAUAGCUUCUUGGCCUCCAGGAUGACCAAGGAAACCAACUUUGUUUCCAUUCUGCUGGUCUCCCAUGACAACUCACUGCUAAACCAGGAAUCCUUUGCAGAAGUGGAUAGAUUGGACCAAGCAGUGCAGACUCUGAGCGUGCAGGAAAAUGAAACUGAGGUCCUGUAUAUGGAGGUGUGUGCCAGGUACCAGGGCCUCUGCGAGCCCUCCAACCCACUCCUGUAUUCCUGGCAGCAGGACAGGAACCUCGACCUGACGCAGGUCAGCUUCCCCAUCCAUGUGCACGCUGGCCGCAUCAUCAGUCUGGUGGGCUUCUUUGGAGGGUAUACCUUGAAUAAGAUGGCAGGGACCCAGUUACUGAUGGAGGCUAAAGCCUUGCGGCUGCUGUACUACCUAAAGACACAGCACAAGGAAGACAACGAGCGGAGCAAGAAGUGGGUGAACCACUUUCUGAACCAGUUUGAGGACAUUAAAAAGAGGCUGGCCUUGAGGAACCUGCAGGUGGUCCACUUUACCUCACUUUCCCGACAACUGGAGCUUGAUGUGGCAUCUCAGUCAGUCAUCCCUUUGUUUUACUUGGCAUACAUUCUGGUCAUACUGUUUGCAGUCGUAUCAUGCUUCAGGUUUGACUGUAUACGAAAUAAAGUAUUGGUUGCAGUCUGUGGAGUAUCUUCUGCUGUCUUGGCAGUGGUGAGCAGCUUUGGUCUCAUGCUGCACAUUGGAGUGCCGUUUGUAACCAUAGUUAAAAAUUCACCAUUUCUCAUUCUAGGUGUUGGUGUUGAUGACAUGUUCAUCAUGAUUUCUGCCUGGCAGAAGACCAGCCUCAUGGACAGCAUAAGAAAGAGAAUGUCCAAGGUCUAUAGACAUGUGGCAGUGUCCAUCACAAUCACCACCAUAACCAACGUCCUGGCCUUCUACACAGGGAUCAUGAGCUCUUUCCUGGCCAUACAGUACUUUUGCAUCUACACAGGAACAACCCUGCUGUUUUGCUAUUUUUAUGGCAUCACCUGGUUUGGAGCAGUUAUGGCCCUCGAUGGUAAGAGAGAAGUAGUCUGCCUACAGUGGUUGAAAAAACCAAACCAAAAAUGGUCUUCAUUAAAAAAGGCCUGCUGCCUUGGCUUUGGUUCUGUCCCAGAUGAACAGGAAACUGAUAUCCAUCCAAUGAAUGUGUUCUUUAGAGACUAUUUUGGUCCUUUUCUCACACGCACCAAGACCAAGUUUUUCAUAGUGCUGACAUACAUUUUGUACAUGGCAAGCAGUAUAUAUGGGUGCUUCCAAGUGCAGGAAGGCUUGGACCUUCGAAAUCUGGCCAUUGAUAAUUCCUACAUUGCACCAUAUUUUGAUGUAGAGGAAUAUUAUUUUUCAGAUUAUGGUCCCAGGGUUAUGGUUGUUGUUACUGAAAAUAUUAACUACUGGGAUGAAGACGUAAGGAUAAAACUGGAAAAAUGUCUGAUGAAUUUUGAAGCAAGUAAGUAUGUAGAUGAAAGUCUUACAGAGUUUUGGUUACAAACAUAUGUGCAAUAUAUGAGAAAUAACAGUCAAGAUCCUAAUGACAAGAGUUCUUUUAUGGACAGUAUUUCUGAGUUUAUAAAUACUUUUCCAAAUUUUAUGUAUGAUAUUAAUAUUUCAUCAUCAAAUGAAAUCAUUUCUUCCCGGGGUUUCAUUCAGACCAAGGAUGUUGUUUACCCAGUCAGCAAGAAGUUAAUGUUACAGCAGUUACGAGAUAUAGCCAAACAAUGUGAGCUGCCCUUGCUUGUGUAUAACCAUGCCUUUAUAUAUUUUGACCAAUAUGGAGGAGUGCUGGAAAACACUUUGCGUAAUGUCAUAGUUGCAUCGGCAGCUAUGUUCCUUGUCUCCUUGGUGCUUAUCCCUAACCCAAUGAGUGCCUUGUGGGUGACAUUUGCAAUUGGUUCUGUAAUUGUGGGAGUGACAGGUUUCAUGGCGUUCUGGAAGGUCAGUCUCAAUGCCAUAUCCAUGAUUAACCUUGUAAUUUGUAUAGGGUUUUCUUUUGAUUUUUCUGCACACAUUUCCUAUGCUUUUGUUUCCAGUUCUGAGACCUCGGCAAAUGGAAAGGCAAUGGAGGCCUUGCAUCUGUUGGGCUAUCCGGUGUUACAGAGUGCAACCUCAACAAUAAUAGGGGUGUGCAUUUUAGCUGCUGCUGAAGCACACAUAUUCAGGACAUUUUUUAAGGUUAUGUUUCUUGUAAUGGUAUUUGGGGCUGCCCAUGGCCUCAUUUUUAUUCCAGUAUUCUUAACCUUUAUCUGAAGGUCUGUUUGGGAAGCCACUAAAAAAAAGCCAGUUGUAGAAUUCUGACUGACUCAAUCCAACUUGAUUUUUU
This is a messenger RNA of Cavia porcellus (domestic guinea pig), 2993 nucleotides long. RefSeq names its product patched domain-containing protein 3. The record is from RefSeq and is a predicted model, not a curated record. Gene Ontology annotation, cellular component: membrane. Bases 107 to 2920 code for a protein of 937 amino acids. NCBI's taxonomy places the organism in Eukaryota, Metazoa, Chordata, Mammalia, Rodentia, Caviidae. The transcript is spliced from 4 exons.